AUGGCCUCACCCGGCGAUGUCCCGAACCCCAUGCGAUCCACUUCCUCUCUCGGUAACCCUUAUCCGACAUUUGCGACCCCCAAAGUUCCCGCCGUCAAACGUCGCGCUCCUCGUGCCAAUGGAAGUCCAGCCAGGUACGGCGAUGAGAGAGCGCACUUGAAUGGGCAUGCAACCGGUAACGCCAACGGGUCACCACCACAAGAACAGCAGGUACAGAGGCACUCGACUGCUUCAUCCGAGGACACCAACAAUACGACUGGAACCCCGGGGCCGAGUUACCCGUUGCUUGAGAAGCGGAAACUGGACAUUGCGCCCGAGAAAGAUCCCAAGCUUGAGCCCAAUCAGCAAAAGAAAGCUCGUAACGCUGUUCCGGCUAAAGAAGAGGGUUACGAGCCCAAGAAGCGUGGCCCCAAGAAGCCUACCAUUCUCAUUGAGGUUGAUGACACCAUCAUUCAGAAUUCGGUCAGGCACAACAGCGGAGACGCGAGCAUGAAUGGGCUUCGCAAUGGUCUUGCAAGCGGACAUGCGAAUGGGCAUGUGAACGAUAAUGCCAACGGGCAUACCGACGGCCAUCCCUUCGGUAACCCCACCCUCGAUAACAACAGUGGGAACAUGAACAUGGAUGAGUUCACCAAUGGUCUUACCAAUGAGCAAACGCAUGGGCAUGUGGGCAAUAAUUCUAACGGGCAUAUCAAUGGCGAUACCUUGGGUAACCUUACUGCCGAGCUUAACGCUGCUCUUGAUGAGAAUUUGGCGGAGCACAACAGCGGGGACAUGAUCAUGCUUGGGCUUCCGAAUGAGCUUGCGAAUGGACUCGUGAACGGUAGCUUCCACGGAUAUGCCGACGGUAACUUCAGCGCGUAUAUCAAUGGUGACUUCAACGGGUUUACGAAUGGCAACAUCAAUGCCAAUACCGACGGUGACUUCAACGGGUUCAUCAAUGACAACAUCAAUGGUAACGGCAACUUGGGCGACAGCGUCAACGAACUCCCUACCGCCAGUGACACCAGCGCUUACUCUGCCAUCCCUUCCUUCGGCCUCUCCUCUCUUCUUCCGCUGCGUCAACACCCCGUUCAAUCAUCAUCUCAGUCUUCCGUCGAGUUCCCUCCUAUACAGGUUGACCAAAGGCAAUGGCAAUGGAAUGGCGAUUAUUAUCAGGAGAGUGUAUUCAGCGAUGCGCAGGGAGGGAACGCCGGCAUGAACGGCAGCAUCAAUACUCCCAACUCCAAACCCAGGAGCAUCGAUGGGCAGUAG
Messenger RNA from Sordaria macrospora k-hell, 1254 nucleotides. RefSeq lists its product as uncharacterized. NCBI's taxonomy places the organism in Eukaryota, Fungi, Ascomycota, Sordariomycetes, Sordariales, Sordariaceae. The record is from RefSeq and is a predicted model, not a curated record.